Messenger RNA from Pelmatolapia mariae (spotted tilapia), 1290 nucleotides. RefSeq names its product beta-1,3-galactosyltransferase 1-like. The record is from RefSeq and is a predicted model, not a curated record. Bases 41 to 1195 code for a protein of 384 amino acids. Lineage: Eukaryota; Metazoa; Chordata; Actinopteri; Cichliformes; Cichlidae. Gene Ontology annotation, cellular component: Golgi membrane. The transcript has 2 exons. Gene Ontology annotation, molecular function: N-acetyl-beta-D-glucosaminide beta-(1,3)-galactosyltransferase activity.
AGAGAACAAGGAAUCACGAAAAGAAGGGACGGGGCCGAUCAUGGGGGAUCCCGACACUGGCUCAGGUGCGAAUGGAACGAAGAGGGAACUUGUCCAGAGCAUCUUUCCACAGAAGAAGAUCUUAUUUCAUUCCUGGUUUCAGCUCCUGCUUCUGUUUUGUGUUUUGGCCUUAGGCUUGUGUUACACCCUGUCCAGCCGCUCGCUGUCACUAUGGCAGAGCUUCCCACUGCAGGAACAAUACCAGUGGUUUUUAAACCAGAACAGUAGGGUUAAUGCACCUGCUUAUCGCAUUCACCCCAAACACAAAGUUAUAUUAAAUGACAUUAACAAAACCACUGAACCUUCGACUGUGCGAUCUACCUCCCUUCAGUACCACCAAGCCUAUCCACGCAACUACCAUUUUCUUAUGGAUAACACAGAGGUUUGCAAGAACAAGAUCCCAUUCCUGGUCCUCAUGGUUCCAGUGGCACCAAAAACUGUGGCAGCUCGGGACGCGAUCCGCCAGACAUGGGGCAAAGAAAACAUAGUUCAGGGUGAGCUGGUACUCACUUUAUUUAUGUUGGGUGUCUCUAGAGAAGAUGAUGUUGAGAAGCUCGAACAGGAAAAUUUGCAGCACCAUGACCUGAUCCAGAGUGACUUCAUAGACAGUUAUCUAAACCUAACAAUCAAAACCAUGGUGAUCAUGGACUGGCUAAGUACACACUGCCCUGCAGCAGCCUAUGCCAUGAAGAUUGACUCUGACAUGUUUCUGAAUGUUGACAAUCUAGUAAUCAUGCUAAAACAGCCGGGCAUCCCCAAGACAAACUACCUGACAGGGAUGCUUAUGUGGAACAGACCAGUCAUUCGUUCCAAGAACUCCAAGUGGUAUGUGCCUGAGGAAUUGUAUCCAGAGCCUAAAUACCCAACCUACACACUGGGUAUGGGAUAUGUCUUUUCCAAUGAUCUUCCAAAGAAAUAUGUGGAAAUCUCAAAGUCAGUCAAACCCUUUAACAUUGAGGAUGCUUAUAUUGGGAUGUGCAUGAAAAAGCUUGGACUUGCCCCCACAGCACCACCAAAACCCUCCCAGUUCAAGGCCUAUAACUCUGCAUAUAAUCGCUGUGAAUUCUCCCAGGUCAUCACAUACAUUCUUGGUUCUUCUAAACAGCUGCUGGAUUAUUGGACAGACCUGAAAAAGCCUGGGCCACCUUGUCCUUAACACCUUAGCUUUAUGCUAGAGUUUUAACGUAUUUAUAGAUUGUUAUACAGUACUGAAGUUAUUUAUUUUUUUAAAUGUGAUUUAGGGUUACUUGU